GCAUUGUGCUUCCUCUCUGUUAUUUCUCACCGAAAUCGAUAAAGAGCAAAAGAGCACCGCUAAAAUGGCCAAACGCGUGCGCGAGCCUGAUGACAUUCAGUCUGAGAUUGGCGAGGUCAAAAAAGAGAUAGACGAUGUCGAAGCGCAAGUGCGCGAGACAGCAGCCGCAGUGGAGCGGGCAAGGCAACAUCGGAAUUCGGCCAUGGCGAUGCUUCGCAAAAUAACCAAGAAGCUGACGAGCCCAGAUCUCAGCGAGCAGGAGCGACCGGCGCUGGUUGAGGACCAGCAGUCGUGCGUCGCGGCCUUGACAUUUGCCGAGAAGGACCUGGAGUGGCUGCGCAAGGAGGUGGAGCGGCUGAGCAGGAAGGAGGAGCGGCUGAGCAGGAAGGAGGAGCAGUUGCGCAAGGAGAAGGAGCAGCUGCGCACGGAGAGGCUGCAGCAGGACGCCGCGGCGGCUGGCCAAGGCGUGGGGAGCGCACCGGGAGCCGGUGGACUUGACACAAGCACCGAGUUUAUCCGGGACGUCUUGCUCACGCAAACAGCGACUGUAGCAGACAUGCUGAACGCACCACCGCUUGCUCGCCUGCUGGACCAGCCCCUGGGUGCCAAGCUGCCGGUGUUGGGUGGGCUAACGGCCGUUGACGCCAUGUUGAUCAACAGUGAGCUGCACAGGUAUGUGGAGCAGCAGCCGCUUGAUCAGCUUGCGGCAAGCGCACAAACGCUGAGCAUGCACGUAGCGAAUGCUCUUACUGGCAUGUAUUGCCAGCAGCCGGCAGGCUCAGGGAGCAUGACCGCUGCCACGCUUCGCACGCUAGUGGACUGGACCGUGUCAAUCGCCGCAAACAGCCUGGGCAUGAACUUCCAGAUGGAUCGCAACACUGCAGGCCAAUCUGCUGGCGCAACGGCAUGGCAGCUACGCCCGGACUUCCUCUUCUGGGCGGGCAACAGCCUGCUAUUCAAGGGGGAGGAGAAGGCGAAACCCGCUCAUCUGCAGGACGCAAUUAAGGAGCUGAAAGAGAAGAUGUCGACCCCCUGGAUCCCGGCCCUGCUGCCGGGCGUCAACCGACCGUGCAUGUUUGCCUAUGCGGCCGCUGGCAACCUAGUGCAGUUCUUUGUGAUUACGAGCCGCGACGGCGGUGCGGUGGAGAUGGCGGUUGCCAGCGACUGCCUCAACACCAACACUGCGCUGGGCCGCAUCAAGAUCGUGCACCACACGCUCAAGAUCAUGCAGGCGGUGGCGGCGUACGUAGCCCGUGCGCCGGACAUCCCCAUCGCCCUCGGGAAAGUCGCUACGGAGUGGACGAGCAAUGGCAGCUUCUUGAGUAGUGUGACCAUGUUCCCAGGCUUCUUUCGGAAGCGUGUGAACCUCGCACUGUUAUCCGGCGGCAUCCUCAGCAGCACGGCGCUUGUGGCCAUGUACGGCGCAAUCGGUCACGUGCGCUGCCCCAACCUGGUGCGCCUGCACAGCGACGGCGGCGUGCAGGUGGAGGAGGACGGCACGACAGUGCGGCUGCACCUGGAGCCUCUGGGGCUGCCGCUGGGGCGGAACGGUGGAGAAGCCGUCCAGAGCGAGGCGAACCUGCGGCAGGCGGUCCGGGGCGUGCUGACGGGCUUGGAGGUGCUGCAUGACGCAGGCUACGUGCACCGGGACAUCCGGUGGCCCAACGUCAUCCGGCUGCCAGCAGCGGCGGCGGCGGCGGCCAGCAGCAGCAGCUCGGCCGACACCUACGCGCUCAUUGAUCUGGAGCACGCAGCGCCCGUGGACUGCCCCCUGGACUGCCGGCAGCCGCCGUACUGGCUGUCCAUCUGGCCGCGGGUGAGCCACCUCCUGGACUCGACCACUGGGCGCUACACGCGGCAGUCGGACCUGUGCCUGGUGGCGGCGGAGCUGAUGACCCACCUGCCGUUUGCGCUCAGCGACAGCGGCCAGCAGCUGCGGCAGCAGCUAGCCACCCGGCAGCUGCCCAGCGCUCGGGCGGCGCUGGAGCACGCGUGGCUGCACGUGGCGGCAGCAGAAUUUGCAGCAACGGCGCCGCAGCAGCACCAGGGGUGAUUCACGGAUGGCGGUUGCAUGCAGGGGAGCGAGCGAGCGGCAGCAGCACAUGAUGACCCACCACAACGCUGCAUCGGUUGUGGGGGUGGGUUUAGGAGGCUUAGCGCUUUAAUUGAUGACGCUAGUGAUUUGAUAGGCGGGGGUGCGGGGUGCUGGCGGGUGGGCGGGGGGUUGUACGGGGGCCGGGGUUCGGGGGUUGCUGAGAUACGGUACCGCGACUGACGGGGGGAGGCGAAGGGUGCUACUGAUUGGGGGCGGGAGUAGUGUGGCAUACUCUGUGCGCUGGGCUUGCGAAGUGCUACCGGGCCAGACAGCGACGUCCAGAUCAUGGGUUGAACCUGUGCCAGAACGAUGACGCAGGUUUGGGGGCGGCGUGCAGGUUUGGUGACGGGCCAGACAGGGAAUGCGCACGAGACUGGGUGCUUUGAGCGCUGGAUGGUCAACGAGAUGAGCCCGCCUUUUGCUGAGUAAAGCGAGGGCAAAGGACAUUCGCCGUCGUUCCCAAG
Chlamydomonas reinhardtii is the source of this 2559-nucleotide messenger RNA. RefSeq lists its product as uncharacterized. NCBI's taxonomy places the organism in Eukaryota, Viridiplantae, Chlorophyta, Chlorophyceae, Chlamydomonadales, Chlamydomonadaceae. Bases 65 to 2053 code for a protein of 662 amino acids. The transcript has 11 exons. The record is from RefSeq and is a predicted model, not a curated record.